AUGUAUCAUCUACAUAAAAGUUUCAAAGUGUUAAUAAAACCAGUUACAUCAAUUAAAGAUCUAUUUGAAAUUCUUAUUGAUUCAAAAUAUUGUUCUGAUGAUAAGAAAAAGAAAAAAUCAUCAAUAUUCUUUAACAAACCACUGAAAAUUAAAGUUACUAAUAAUCAAAACAAAUCAUUAUAUUUACAUUUUAGUGAAACACAAGAUUCCGAACAGAUUAAGUUUGAUGAUCAAGAACAAUUAAUUAAUUUAUUAAAAUAUGGUCGAAAAAGUCUCGUGAAAAUGAAGAAGAAUUCGAAUAAAUCAUUGAAAUUUAAAUAUCAAUUAUCAGAUUUGGAUUUCCAACAAUUGAUAAGAGAUUUAUUAGAUAAGAUUGAUCAACAAGAAUCAAAAUUUUUGGAAUUAAUUCAAUUAUUCAAAAACUUAGAAUUAGUUAAUGAAAAUGAAUAUAAAAAAUUAGAUGAAAAUUUUCGAAAAUUAUUACCGGAAACAAGAUUUUGGGAAAUAUCAAAAUCAGUUAAAGAAUUUCAAACAUUUUUAAAUCCUCUCAAAUCUCGAUUCAAAGAAAUCAAUAGAAAAAUUCUUCAAUUGAUAUUUCUGCGAGAGAAUAUUUAUCGACAAAAUCAUUAUUUUUAUUUAGAAGAAUUAGAAUUUUUAACGAUUUUAACGCAUCAAAAAACAAAUAUUGAUCAUAACCUAAUGAUUUAUUAUCGAUUAUCAUAUUUAUAUAAAUUAAAAGGUGAUUUACAAAUGGCAAUUCAUUAUAUUAAUUUGGCAAGUCAAAAAUAUAAUGAAAAGAUCAAUAAGAAAAUUUUUAAAAAAAAUGGAAAAGUUCUAAAUAAAUUUAUUAAAAUUGGAAAAUAUUCAAACAAAUGA
Didymodactylos carnosus is the source of this 876-nucleotide messenger RNA. NCBI's taxonomy places the organism in Eukaryota, Metazoa, Rotifera, Eurotatoria, Philodinida, Philodinidae. The record is from the annotation of a GenBank genome assembly.